AUGGGGGCGGAGGCCGGCGAGCCCAGCUCCAUCCUCAGCUUAGCUGCUGCCUUUUCCUAUGGAGUCGCAUCUAUGGCAAUGGUUUUCGUGAACAAAGCAGUUCUUAUGCAGUAUGUUCACUCCAUGACCCUCCUCACUUUACAGCAAAUAGCGACGGCACUUCUGAUACAUUUUGGUCAAGUUCUAGGGAUGUCUAAAAGAAAAGAUUUCAGCUUGAUAACCGCGAAGAAGCUUCUUCCAGUGUCUAUUUUCUACAAUGCAAAUGUGGGAUUUGCUCUAGCAAGCUUGAAAGGGGUUAACAUCCCAAUGUAUAUUGCAAUCAAGAGGAUCACUCCCCUUGCUGUGUUGGUAGCUGGGUGCAUGCGGGGAAAGGGGAAGCCACCGACACAGGUCAUUCUUUCAGUUAUCUGCACCGCCACUGGUGUCCUCAUUGCAGCACUUGGAGAUUUUUCCUUUGACCUAUAUGGAUACUGCAUGGCUCUAACAUCAGUCUUCUUCCAGACUAUGUAUUUGAUUCUGGUGGAGAAAUCAGGUGCUGAAGAUGGUCUUUCCUCAGUGGACUUGAUGUUUUACAACAGCAUAUUGUCACUUCCAUUUCUGUUUUUCCUCAUUAUAGCAACAGGAGAAUUCCCCCAUUCUCUUACAGUAUUAUCUGCAAAGGCAGCCUCUCUGACAUUCAGUGUUAUUCUCAUUAUCUCACUGGUGAUGGGAAUCGUUCUCAAUUUCACUAUGUUCUGGUGCACAAUUGUGAAUUCUGCUCUGACUACAACAAUAGUAGGAGUUCUCAAGGGCGUCGGGUCUACGGCCCUCGGUUUCGUUCUGUUGGGAGGUGUCGAAGUGCACUCUCUGAAUGUUACUGGACUGGUGAUCAACACAUUUGGCGGUGUAUGGUACACUUAUGCGAGGUAUAAGCAGAAAAAGAAAACACCAUGGAAGAUUCAACAUGAUGUAGAGUCACAUGCCCACAAGUAG
Molecule: messenger RNA, 972 nt
Organism: Miscanthus lutarioriparius
Lineage: Eukaryota; Viridiplantae; Streptophyta; Magnoliopsida; Poales; Poaceae
Source: the annotation of a GenBank genome assembly